Messenger RNA from Brenthis ino (lesser marbled fritillary), 222 nucleotides. Lineage: Eukaryota; Metazoa; Arthropoda; Insecta; Lepidoptera; Nymphalidae. The record is from the annotation of a GenBank genome assembly.
AUGUCCUUAGAAAAGGAUUUGACAGUACCCACUAAAUUGAAAAAUACUCUACAAGAAAAUUUAAGGCUUCGUGAAGAACUGAUGGAUGCUACCAACAAACAGCAUCAAGAAAUGUCUCGAGCAAUCGAGUUGAAUGCAAAGAAUUGUAAAUUAAAGAAACAAAUAUAUAGAGCUAAGAAAGAAGUUUUCAUAUUACAAGGUAAAAAUGUACGGAACAUACAA